Polyodon spathula (Mississippi paddlefish) is the source of this 974-nucleotide messenger RNA. Its product is annotated as trace amine-associated receptor 1-like. The record is from RefSeq and is a predicted model, not a curated record. Gene Ontology annotation, cellular component: membrane. Gene Ontology annotation, molecular function: trace-amine receptor activity. Lineage: Eukaryota; Metazoa; Chordata; Actinopteri; Acipenseriformes; Polyodontidae. The transcript is spliced from 2 exons. Bases 9 to 974 code for a protein of 321 amino acids. Gene Ontology annotation, biological process: G protein-coupled receptor signaling pathway.
UAUUGGAAAUGAAUUUCAGUCAAAGUGGGACCUCUGGAAGCACACAGUUCUGUUAUGAAUCUACACCUGGGUCAUGUCCUAAAAGCACCUUUCAAGUCACUGCCCGUGUUCCACUAUACUUGUUCCUGGGGGCAGUGAUCACAGUCACACUUUGUGGAAACCUGUUGGUCAUCAUCUCUAUAGCACAUUUCAAGCAGCUUCACACACCCACACAUUUUCUUCUUCUCUCUCUGGCAGCUGCUGACUUUCUCCUUGGACUUUUUGUACUGCCCCCCAGCACGAUCCGAUCAAUUGAAAAUUGCUGGUACUUUGGGGACUUAUUUUACCGCUACUAUGCAGUGUGCCAUCCUCUUAGAUACAGAAACAAAAUUACUGUAUUUGUUACAGUUAACAUGAUAUUCAUUAGCUGGACCUUAGCUGCAGUUAUUGGAUUUGGAUUAAUAUUUCUAGAAUUAAACAAACAAGGUAUGGAAGAUUCAUAUGAUAAUACUGACUGUAUAGGCAGUUGCUUUUUAGCUCUAAGUGCAGCAUCAGCCAUUAUUACAUCUAUAUUAUUUUUUUACAUCCCAGGAUUUGUUAUGAUAUGUAUCUAUCUUAAAAUAUUUCUUGUGGCAAGAAGACAGGCCAGGUCAAUUAGAGACACAGAACUCCAAAGGCAAACAGCUGAAGAAAAGAAAAAUACAACAUCACUAAAGAGAGAAAUGAAAGCUGCAAGGACCCUGGGGAUAACAAUGGGGGUCUUUCUAGUCUGUUGGUCACCAUGUUUUAUAUACCUUAAUGUGGAUCAUGCAAUUCAAGGCUCAGUUCCACCUAUUUUAGUAGAUGCUUUGAUCUGGUUCGCUUAUUUAAACUCAGCAUUUAAUCCUUUUAUUUAUGCUUUAUUUUAUAAAUGGUUCAGAAAAGCAUUCAGAGUUAUUAUAUUUUGCAAAAUCUUUCAAAGUAAUUCUUCCAGUAUACAAUUAUUGUCUAACUAA